Messenger RNA from Planococcus citri (citrus mealybug), 2547 nucleotides. RefSeq lists its product as uncharacterized. The record is from RefSeq and is a predicted model, not a curated record. NCBI's taxonomy places the organism in Eukaryota, Metazoa, Arthropoda, Insecta, Hemiptera, Pseudococcidae. Gene Ontology annotation, molecular function: zinc ion binding. Bases 256 to 2319 code for a protein of 687 amino acids. The transcript has 4 exons.
UAAUAGAAAAUCAAGUUUCGGUUUCACUAUUCACUGUUUUCACAUCGAAUGGUUUUCAAAUUUUUUUCAAUUCCAAGUUUUUACUUUUAUUAAUUUGUAUUGGUUUUAUCAAUCUUUCAAAUCCGAUUUACUAGUUCUCAUCAUUUCAAGUUUUAAAUCAUGAAUUAUUUUUCUUGAGCUCCAAUUUAGGAGUGCGUGAUGUACCAUGUUUAAAGAACAUCGAAAAACCGCAACUGAGAUCAUUUUAUAGCCAGGAUGAAAAGGAGAUCUUCGCGAAAUGCCGCGUUGGCUUCUGAUGCAGUGGAGAUCAAGCAUGAAAAAGACAAACAUGAAGAAAUCGGCAUACACGAUGAUACACAUUUUUUCCCAGAAUUUGAGUUGCCUGCUGAAAGACCAAAAUUCAUUUGUUCGGUUUGUCAAAAGAGCUUCUCAGAUAAAAAUUGUUUAAAAAAACAUAUUAAAAAAAUUCACCAGUUGGAACCGGAACCGUUUCUUCAAAAUAAUAAACAGGAUAAGAAUCGAGUCGCACCGUUCAAAUGUCGCGUUUGUGAGACAGAAUUUGCGUACAAAAGAAACUUGAAACGGCAUCUGAUUAAGUAUCACUCCCAGGGGUUGGAAGACGAGGAAGGAGGCAAUUGUUUUUGUAUCGUUGAAAGUUGUAAAUUUCGAUCAUUUUUCAUAAAUGCUUUGAGGACACAUCUUACUGAGGAGCACCAAGUGCAAAUUGAUAUCGAAAAUAAAACCUUCAAUUCGAAAGCAGAAUUCGACGCGUGGAAGGAAGAAGAAGAGAAAACAAACGUUUGCCUGUUCAUUAAAGAGGCCGGAAAACAUACGCUAAUAAACGGAGAUCAACGUUUAAUUUAUCAGUGUCAUCGUUCCGGACAUUAUUCUGGUCAUGGUAACGGCAAACGCAGUUUUCGUAUCAAAGGAACCUGUAAAUUGGGUAAAAGAUGCACGGCUGGUAUAGAUCUGACUGUUAAAAAACUCGACGACGUACACGAAGUAGUUUAUUAUAAAACUCACAUUUGGCAUACGCCGGAUGUGGUGCACGUGAACUUAUCAGCCAGUGAAAGAACAUUUCUGGCCAACAAACUCAGAGAAGGGGCUUCGAUAGCUUCCAUUUUAGAAUCUGUGAAAGCCGAUAAAUCAGUAGAAGGAACGAAUUUUUGUAAAAGAAUUCAUUUGUUAAAACGAAAAGAUCUCGUCAACAUUGAAAAUACGUUUCGUUUGAACAAUACCGAGAGGCAUAUAAAAAAACAGCAUAAAAAAGGUCAAAAAAUUGAUCGAGAGAAAAUUAAAAAGAAUAUCGACACUUACGGUGAAAUUACGAGCUGGGUACUCGAAUCGCCUUCUAAUUCUUGCGAAUAUUUCACUGUAAAACAAUUACAAACGGAAAAAUGUUCGGAAAAUUGCGGUGCUGUGUGUUCGGCUUGCAGUAUUUGUCUGCAUAUGUUUUCAUGCACGUGUCACGAUUACCUUUUAUACGGUACUAUGUGUCAACAUAUUCACUCCGUGUCUUUAUCGUUGCAUCCUGUUCAGAAAAAUAAAAGAGCAUCGAAAACUAUCAGCAACGGUAGUCCUUCGGUGAAAAGAAAACGCAAAGAGAAAACUGAAAUAUCAAAGGAGCAGGAGCCGGAGCCGGAGCCGGAGCCGACUGACACUGAACAUAAAGAAAGCGAUAUUAUUAAUUUUUUGACGAAAAAUUUAGAACUUCAACGAGAGCAAGAAGCUCAACAAGAACGUUUAAAAUUAAAAGAGAAAAUCGACGUUUUUAAUAACUUCUGGGUAACGAAAAUUGAUCAUCUGUCUGACGCCGCGGUUCAACAGUUGCUUAAAAUUAUGGAUUCAGCUUUCGAGGUACUGAGUGAAACUAUGAAUUCGGACCAGUCCCAGGUACCCUCUACGCCUCUACCUACCAACACAAGUUCGCCGGUAAUCGAGAAUAUGGUGCAUCAGCAACCCAACACGUUAACGAUCAUGUCAAGCCAUAUGAUAGCGCCCAAUAUUCAGCACAAUGGUAUACCUCUCGAUCAUCAGAAUAUCGCUAAAUGCAUGCCGUCAACUAUGAGCAAUCUUCCAGUCAACAUUCCAGAGCGAUUAUCGACGACGCAGUACUAUCCAAAUAUCAAAAAGAAACGAAAAAUCGAAGAAGCUGGCUUUUACCGACCUCCCGUCAUGGAUAAAAGAACAAUGUUUGAAAAUAUGUCUACUGAACACGCAUUACCAGCGGAUAACUAUGCCAACUUUGACUGCAAUCUAUCCUGGCAAACGCCACAAAUUUCUGCAGGGACUGGUCCUAAUACAAAAUGGUGGACGUAGCAAAUGCAGUAUUGAUUUUCUGCUGUGUAUUUGUAUGUGUCUGGUGCACAAUACUAUCGAAGUAGAUUCCUACUGACUAUUUGUGUUAUUGAAGAACAGUAUUAUUUAUGCGUCAUUUUUGUCCGUUUUUAUCUUAUCACUUUGAUGAUGUGUACUUCAGUACGAUUUUUGCGCUGUGUAAAUUUGUGUGUUUCCAUUAAAACGGAUUUUACGAAAUAACGAAAACAA